Messenger RNA from Rhinichthys klamathensis goyatoka, 1937 nucleotides. RefSeq names its product angel homolog 2 (Drosophila) (gene angel2). The record is from RefSeq and is a predicted model, not a curated record. The coding region runs from base 60 to 1781 and encodes 573 amino acids. Lineage: Eukaryota; Metazoa; Chordata; Actinopteri; Cypriniformes; Leuciscidae. Gene Ontology annotation, biological process: 3'-UTR-mediated mRNA stabilization. The transcript has 9 exons. Gene Ontology annotation, molecular function: mRNA 3'-UTR binding; 3'-5'-RNA exonuclease activity.
GGGUUUCACUCAGCUCAGAUGUUGCUAAAAAGAGUCGUUUUACGAUAAGAGGACGUUACAUGCCUCUACACACUAAUUCUAAUUAUGUCAGACCAGGCAUAUCUCCAGAUCAUCCCAUGUUUGGCCGUUACCUGAGCACAGUGAGCUUUCCACCAGCUCAGACCGUUUACAACCACUGGAGACACUGGUAUCAGCCUAGUUAUUUAUGGUGGACUCAACCACCUCACCGGCAGCAUCCCUCUUCCUCCUUCAGCACUGUCAGACACCUCUCCAACAGGCCCCCGAGACCUCCGGAUCCGUACAACUGGAGUUCCUGGAGGCGAUCUGAAAUAUUGCCACACACUCAACCCAGACGAGGCCUUCACCUUUCUGCAUUUCUGAUGGACCGCUCUGAUCGGGAGCCACCUCCAAAGAGGAGGAAGAGCGCGGAUGGGAGGCCGGCAGUGGAAAGAUCUCAACGCUCACCCGAAUGUAUACCUCCAAAUGGCAGCAGGAGUCCAAAGGGAAGUCCUGAAUGGCUACGAAGUGUAACCGGUAUUACAGUGCCUCCUGGGAAAUUUCCUUCGAGCCCAGAGAGGAUUGCAGCCACACCAGAGUUGAAGAGACAAUGGGAGGAUCUUUCUCAACUUUGUAAUGCUGCAUCUGCGAAAGGAGGGAAACAAAAAGGGCCAUUUGAUUUUUCUGUGAUGUCCUACAAUAUCCUCUCGCAAGACCUGCUCUGUGAUAACACGUACCUUUACAGACACUGUGAUCCUCCCGUUCUGGACUGGCGUCAUAGGUUUUCCAACAUCAUCAAAGAGCUGGAACAACACAGUGCUGAUAUAAUGUGCCUGCAGGAGGUGCAAGAGGACCACUAUAAACAACAAAUCAAACCCUCGCUAGAAUCUUUAGGCUACCAUUGUGAAUACAAACGGAGAACGGGACUUAAGCCUGACGGAUGUGCUGUGGUCUUCAAACGUGAGCGCUUCUCUUUGGUCUCCUGUCAUCCUGUGGAGUAUUUCCGGCGUGGCAUCCCUCUCCUGGACCGUGAUAACGUGGGCCUGAUUGUUCUGCUGCGGCCCGUUGACCCUCAUAGCUCUCUCACCAACGUCUGUGUGGCCAACACACAUUUACUGUACAACCCUAGGCGCGGUGACAUUAAACUGGCCCAGCUGGCUAUGCUGCUGGCAGAGAUAACCCGGGUGGCCCAGUUACCUGACAGCAGCGUUUGUCCUGUGCUGCUCUGUGGGGAUUUUAACUCCAUUCCCUGGUCUCCCCUGUAUCGCUUUAUUAAGGACAGCAGACUGGACUAUGAUGGCAUAACUAUUGGGAAGGUGUCAGGACAGGAGGAGAACCCAAGAGGGCAGCGUAUUCUAACUGUGCCAAUUUGGCCCAAAUGUCUGGGCAUCUCUCAGCAGUGCCAGUACGAAAGCCAAACAACAGAUUCUGAUUUGAAGGAUUUGGAGCAAACAGAACUGGAUGGUUUCACCGAGCCCAGCAUAGAGCACGGUUUAAACCUGACCUCUGCGUACUCCCACUAUCUUAAAGAGAGCGGUCAAUCUGAGAUCACCACAUGUCACUCACGUACAGCCAUCACUGUCGAUUACAUCUUCUACUCCGCAGCUCUGGGGGAUGUGAUGGCUCAAGCAGAAUGCAGUGUGCCACCAGAGAAGGGUCUGCAGCUGCUGGGCAGGUUAGCCCUGGUCGGGAAAGAUGAACUCCAUGAGGUUAAUGGCCUUCCCAACCAGCAUAACUCCUCUGACCACCUGCCGCUUUUGACACGCUUCCGUCUAAACCCUUGAGCUGAUGGCUGACAGAACAAAAAGUGUUUGCGAUGAUCCUACAGCCUUUAAAUCCUUUUGUGGCCAGAAGAUAAAUUGUUUAACAAACUCACAGUACAAUGUAAAUCGUUUUUUCACACCAGCAAAGAAAUGAUUCACAGAUUCUCUUAAAGGAAU